UCUCCAGAUCCCCACGAGGCUGAUAAAUCCAACUUUUAGUACAAAGCAAAAUCAGUUCUUCGGGUUCUUCCCUUGUACACGCGCCGAAACACGAGGACACCUGAGGGGCUUUUAUAAAAUUUAGGAGACGGAUUCCUGCUUGGUUCGACCAUGGCGCCAGCACAACCGGAAGUCAUCGUCACGACGACAGUAUUCCAGGACGAGCCAACAUCAUCUGCCUCUGCGGUUCAGCACAACGCCAAUGAAAUCCCUGUCGGUGCGAUCGCGGGUGGUACCGCCGGAGGUGCUUUCCUGGCGUUCUUUUUAGUAUUCGUGUGGAUAAUGUGGGGGAAAAAGAUCAAACGUCAUGAAUUAAAGCAGCAGAAGGAGCUCAAUAAUCUGCGGAUAACGCACAAGAACACCAUGAUGAAUGCUUCCAAACUCUCCCGUCCUCGAAUACCUCAUCUCGCACCUGUUUUCUGGGUCCCAGAUUCCAGCAAGGUACAGUUUGCAGACAACGUCAAAGGCGGCGGCAGAACAAAAGAUACUGCGAAGACGCCUGCAGAUCCGCCGGAAAUCAAGCCAUCUCUUCCAAAGAUUCUUCGACCUGUCGUGUCUUCCCCCGAUGUGGACCAGUCAAGGUCCAGAGCUCCGCCUUUACGAAUGAAAACGGCUUCGCUGCCAAAAUUUCCUUCGCUACUGCAGCUAAAUCGCAAACCGUCUGCGACUAGCUCAAUAGAUGCAAAUGAAAACCCGUCACCUGGUGGCGAGGUGGGAGAUUGUGCGUCAAAGCUUGAGGAUAUCGGUGCAGGCACAAGAGACACCCAGCGCCUGUCGUGGCCACACUUUUUGAGGAGCAGCCGAGGUCGGACCAUUGUGGAUGCUGCACUAUCCAGCAGGACUUCUCGAACGUCGCAGGCAACAAGUGGCUCAGCAUAUUCACAACCUGACGAUCCCUCAGCGGUGGUUGGUGUUGCGCUAUGACGAAGACAGAUAUGGACCAAAAUAACGAUACGAAGGACGAUGUAUUCAUGACUUUUGACAGAUUAUUGUAACGAUUUAACAUAUUUCUAUACGACAAAAAAUGAAAACAAUUACUUGGUGGAGGGGUUAUUGAACGCACCUGUUCUAGUUGCGCUACGGUCUCCUUGAACAGUCCUACUUCUCGCCAACAAUCGAGACUCCUCCCGGCCUUC
Molecule: messenger RNA, 1175 nt
Organism: Desarmillaria tabescens
Lineage: Eukaryota; Fungi; Basidiomycota; Agaricomycetes; Agaricales; Physalacriaceae
Exons: 3
Coding region: 151-963 (270 amino acids)
Source: RefSeq, a predicted model, not a curated record